Molecule: messenger RNA, 1119 nt
Organism: Juglans regia (Persian walnut)
Lineage: Eukaryota; Viridiplantae; Streptophyta; Magnoliopsida; Fagales; Juglandaceae
Product: transcription factor HEC2-like
Exons: 1
Coding region: 199-999 (266 amino acids)
Biological process (GO): regulation of DNA-templated transcription
Molecular function (GO): DNA-binding transcription factor activity; protein dimerization activity
Source: RefSeq, a predicted model, not a curated record
UUGGUGGUCGGUUCCAGAGAUAAUCUUACACUACUUUCUAUCACUAUUUUAUUGUUUCCCUGCAGCUCCUUAUCUCUGUAUAUAACUGAUAAAACCCUACGUCUCCUGCACUUCCUCUCUCUCUAUCUCUGUCUUCCCCCAUACCUCUAUUUCCUCUCUCUCUUCUCUUGGGGUGCACAAAAGGGAGUGGGAGAAACCAUGGAUGUUGACAUGCUAAAGUCAUCCACAGGGGAUCACAUGGAGGUGAUGACAAUGAUGAUGCAAAUGGAAGAAAGGCUUCCCGAGUUCUGUGACUCUUUCUAUAAUGCUUCCACGUACCCAUCUGGAAUCGAAUUCUCCAGUGGAAGCACCAGCUGCAGCAUUGCCACCAUACCACCCGUAUUCCACAGCGCCCCAAUUAAUAAUUUAGCUCCACCCACGCUGAUAAAUAUUCAACCUUCCUCCCUACCAUUCAUUGGGAAUCCCAAUAUCGAUCAAGAGCCCUUGAAUACACCACCUCUUCAAGCCCAUGUUGUGUCAGAGAGAUUCAGGAAUGCUUCCGUUGAUGCAUUAUCGCUCAGGAAUUCAAGUGAGAAGAAGAACUCGUCCAUGGCAGCAAUGAGAGAGAUGAUUUUUCGGAUAGCAGCGAUGCAACCGAUUCAUAUAGACCCAGAAUCGGUGAAGCCGCCUAAGCGCAGGAACGUGAAGAUCUCUAAAGAUCCACAGAGCGUGGCAGCGAGGCACAGGAGGGAACGGAUAAGCGAGAGGAUAAGGAUUCUGCAGAGACUAGUUCCAGGAGGGACGAAAAUGGAUACGGCUUCCAUGUUAGAUGAAGCUAUACAUUACGUGAAGUUCUUGAAGAAACAAGUGCAAACUUUGGAACAAGCCGGGGCGAACAGGACACUGCAGGGUGGUGGUUUCCCAGGAAUGAUCACGAGUAGUGUGAGCAAUGCGAAUUACUCUAGUUUGGUGAAAGCUUGCCAGCCUGCUCAAAUGGUGCUGGGUCCCAUGGGCUUGUAAAGGAAAUACUGUUCAGUUCUUCCUAGCUACUAUUAUUCGUACGUAUUAGUGUAUCAAAGAGCAAGUUCUCUUUUCAUUAAUGUAUGGUAAGUUGUUGAUCAAUCAAUCUCGCAGCCUUUA